Molecule: messenger RNA, 2503 nt
Organism: Myzus persicae (green peach aphid)
Lineage: Eukaryota; Metazoa; Arthropoda; Insecta; Hemiptera; Aphididae
Gene: Pgm1
Product: phosphoglucomutase
Exons: 11
Coding region: 749-2431 (560 amino acids)
Biological process (GO): carbohydrate metabolic process
Cellular component (GO): cytosol
Molecular function (GO): phosphoglucomutase activity; magnesium ion binding
Source: RefSeq, a predicted model, not a curated record
GCCGGUCGGCGGUCAUCACUAUUAUAUAUUUAUGCACAUAUAUAUUUAUAUAUAGGAUACAAGCGUGCCCUUUUACGAGUUCCGUAAUUCUUCAACCACAGUACAAAAACAUUAUGCAUAGAUUGUCGGUGUAUACAUUUAUAAACGACAUGUCUCACUAUCUCUCGGCGGCCCUCCGUCUCUAAAAAAUGUAUGCGGCACGAUCGUUCGUUUAUUCACAACCUCUGCGGCGGGGAUGACACUGCAACGGCAGACGUCAGACUGCACCGAAUAGUAAGGAGGAAAUGCUUAGCCGAUUGGAAGUACUAAAUUCGUUGCUUUUCACUACAUUGAUUACCUUAUUGUGAAAAAUAUGUACGAUUGAAAAAUAUGGUUUGUGAAAAUAAGUUUUAUGAGUGGAAAAAACUUCCAAGCGAUUGGGAAACUGUGUAGUGUGUUGUACGACAACAGCGAGCAACAACAACAAGGCAGCGGGCGAUAUUGUUGUUAAAAAAAGACGUCACCGCCAACCUUGAAUGUGCCCCCUCCACUGUGAGCGGCGUCGAUCAGCUGUCGGGACGGCGGCGUGCGCGUGCCGAGCGCGCCGGAGGACGACGGGACGUUUGCUGUUCACGGUUCACGUUCGCCGCUGUCAUUCCGCACUCGUUGUUUCUCUGUAACGGACGACGGCCGAUCGCUUCGUCUCCGUCCGCACGCUGCAUCCGAGUGCACCGGUGUUCUGUAAAGUAGUCCCAGCUCGUGUCCCGCCAUGGAACCGGUGCUAGUGAAGACCACGCCGUACGAAGGCCAAAAGCCGGGAACCAGCGGCCUGCGCAAGGCCGUCAAAGUAUUCCAGCAGCCCAACUACACGGAGAACUUCGUGCAGGCCGUGCUCGGCGCCGUCCAGCCGUCGGCCGCCGGCAGCACUUUGGUGGUCGGCGGCGACGGCCGGUUCUUCUGCACCGAAGCCGUGGACGUGAUAAUUAAAAUCGCCGCUGCCAACGGGGUAAAGAAAUUAAUUGUUGGACACAAAGGAAUUCUAUCAACACCAGCUGUGUCCUGCAUCAUUCGAAAAUAUAAAGCAACCGGUGGCAUAGUACUUACAGCUAGUCAUAACCCAGGAGGUCCUAACAAUGAUUUUGGUAUUAAAUACAACACAGCCAAUGGAGGUCCUGCUCCAGAAUCUGUUACAGAUGCCAUCUAUGAGUUAACCAAAACUAUCUCUUCUUAUAGUAUUGUACCAGAUUUGAAAUGCUCUAUAGAUUAUUGUGGUUUACAAUAUUUCAAAGUUAGUGGUAAAGAAUUUGAAGUAGAAGUCAUUGACUCUGUUGUGGAUUACCUUCAGUUGAUGAAAAGUAUUUUUGAUUUUGAUGUUAUUCGCAAGUUAAUCCAAGGGUCCAAUAAUAAAUCUCCUUUUAAUAUUCUUAUUGAUUCAAUGAAUGGAGUUACUGGACCUUAUGUAAAGAAGAUUUUUAUUGAAGAAUUAUGUGCACCAUCAAAUAACGCUAUCAAUGUGGUACCUUUAACCGACUUUGGUGGAAUUCAUCCAGACCCUAAUCUCACUUAUGCUUCAGGCCUUGUAAAAGCAUUACAAGAAGGGGAGUAUGAUCUUGGCGCUGCUUUUGAUGGAGAUGGUGAUCGUAAUAUGAUUCUUGGCAAAAAGGCAUUUUUCAUCAACCCAAGUGAUUCGUUAGCUGUUUUAGCUAAUAAUCUGGAAUGUAUUCCUUACUUUAAAGUAAAUGGUAUUAGAGGAUUUGCCAGAAGUAUGCCAACAGGUGCAGCUGUGGAUAGGGUGGCAGCAAAGCUAGGAAAAGAAAUUUUUGAAGUGCCUACAGGUUGGAAAUUUUUUGGAAAUUUAAUGGAUGCAGGUCGUUUGUCACUCUGCGGUGAAGAAAGCUUUGGAACUGGUUCUGAUCAUAUUCGUGAAAAAGAUGGUAUAUGGGCUGUUUUGGCAUGGUUGUCAGUUUUGGCCAAUACUGGAGAGUCUGUUGAGACUAUACUUACUAAUCAUUGGAAAACUUUUGGACGUAAUUACUUUACAAGAUAUGAUUAUGAAAAUUGUGAAUCUGAACCUUCUAACCAACUAAUGUCAGAUUUGGAAAAAAAAGUUACUGAUCCUGCAAUUAAAGGCCAGAAAUUUAUUUACGGUUCAAAGGUUUAUAUAUUUAAACAAGCUGAUAAUUUUGAAUAUUGUGAUCCAAUUGAUAAGAGUGUCACUAAAAAACAGGGUAUAAGGGUGUUAUUUGAAGAUGGAUCCAGAUUUGUGUUUCGAUUAAGUGGUACUGGCAGUAGUGGUGCUACUAUUCGUUUAUAUGCUGAAUCAUAUGAACCACCAACAUCGAAUAUUUUAGAAGACGCUCAAGUGGCCCUUAAUCCUCUAGUCCAAAUAGCUUUGGAGAUUUCUAAAUUGGUACAAUUUACUGGACGUACUUCUCCAACUGUGAUAACGUAAGGAUCCUGUGUUUCUUUAUUCAGAAUGAAUUGUUUAGUUUUCUUCAAAAUUUUUCUUGUUAAAAGUUCUGUG